This is a messenger RNA of Lolium perenne, 1685 nucleotides long. RefSeq lists its product as uncharacterized. NCBI's taxonomy places the organism in Eukaryota, Viridiplantae, Streptophyta, Magnoliopsida, Poales, Poaceae. The record is from RefSeq and is a predicted model, not a curated record.
UUCGUCUCGCUAGCUCCAUGCGUGCUUCUGGAUCGAUGAAGUCAGCGACUUCCCUUCUCCUCGGCGCGGCGCUUGCAACAGCUUUCUUCCUGCUCUACACUUCCGUGCGCCGCGACCUUGGCGACGGGCCGGCCAGGUCGGCACCGCCGCGGUGGACGCAGCAGGAGAAGAGGGAGGAUAGCGUCAGGGCUGCCGCUGAUCGACCCAGCAAUCAGGAAGCGGUUAUGAAGGUGGAGCAGGAGAAGAAGGACAUCGUUACCAGCAGCGAUGGUGGAGGUAGAGAUGGUUCAUCGUCACAUCAGCAAAAGCAGCAGCAGCAGCAGAUUGUGAUGCCUGCAGAACAGCAACAGAAGUCCGAAAAGCCCCAAGACCUGGCCGAUCUGCUCCGGCGAGCCGCGACAGCGGACCGGACAGUCCUGAUGACCGCGCUCAACGAGGCGUGGGCAGCACCGGGGUCGUUCCUGGACCUGUUCCUGGAGAGCUUCCAGCACGGCGAGAACACCGCGUAUCUGGUGCAGCACCUGCUGGUGGUGGCCAUGGACAGGAAGGCCUUCGACCGCUGCAACGCCGUGCACCCCUUCUGCUACUGGUUCAGGGUGGAGGGCAUGGACUUUGCCGCCGAGCAGAAGUACAUGAAGGGCGACUACCUCGAGAUCAUGUGGAACAGGAACAAGUUCCAGCAGACCAUCCUCGAGCUUGGCUACACCUUCCUCUUCACGGACGUGGACAUCCUCUGGUUCAGGGACCCGUUCCCACGCAUAUCCCCGACGGCGCAGCUGGUCAUGUCAUCGGACUUCUUCGUCGGCGAUCCCAACUCGCCAGGGAACUACCCCAACGGUGGUCUCCUCUACGUCAAGUCCUGCGCCGGCACCAUUGGCUUCUACAAGCACUGGCAGUCAUCGCGGGAGCGGUUCCCCGGAAUGCACGAGCAGUAUGUGUUCGACAAGAUCGUCAAGGAAGGUGUGCCCCCUCACCUCGGCACCAAGGUGCAGUUCCUCGACACCAACUACUUCGGCGGCUUCUGCCAGCACGGCAAUGAUCUGAGCAAGGUCUGCACCAUGCACGCUAACUGCUGUGUGGGGCUGGAGAACAAGCUGUUUGAUCUCAAGAAUGUGCUCCAGGACUGGAAGACUUACAAGACACGCGCCGCCGUCGGGAAUACAGAGUACUUCUCAUGGAGGGUGCCAGGGAGGUGCAUACACUAAUUAGUUGACAGAUGACUUGGACUUAUUUAAUUCGUUUUGAAUCAGAGAGGCAAAAGAAUUGACCGCCAUGCUCAAUGUCUAAGGCGAAGGCCAACGUGUGGACUUCCAAGCACCGCUAAAGAACUUGUGUCAGCUUUAUUUAGGCACGCCGCCAGCUGAAACACUACGAUCCACAUAUUCGGUUUCGGCAAUGACCACGAUGCGGCGGUGAUGCAUGCCAUAGCGGUGGCAGAGGGUCACCUACUCACCUUCUCCUUCAUUGAGAACGAAUAAGGGAGUCACCGGCCAGCAAGGUGCCACAAGGACGGAACAAACCAUCAACUAUUUGAACUAUUCAACAUCGUCAAAGAUUGAAGAGGUGGCUGCCGUUUAGAGAGGUAAAAUUGCAGCGUUAUGGCUCCAUCACUAGCAGGAGGCGCUCGGACCAGCUUGGAGCCAAGCUCUCCAUCGUUUUUUCUCCUCCACUCCGUACAAUUCGCA